Photinus pyralis (common eastern firefly) is the source of this 4486-nucleotide messenger RNA. Its product is annotated as cyclic nucleotide-gated channel rod photoreceptor subunit alpha. NCBI's taxonomy places the organism in Eukaryota, Metazoa, Arthropoda, Insecta, Coleoptera, Lampyridae. The transcript has 11 exons. Gene Ontology annotation, biological process: monoatomic cation transmembrane transport. Bases 379 to 3045 code for a protein of 888 amino acids. Gene Ontology annotation, cellular component: plasma membrane; intracellular cyclic nucleotide activated cation channel complex. Gene Ontology annotation, molecular function: cGMP binding; intracellularly cAMP-activated cation channel activity; intracellularly cGMP-activated cation channel activity. The record is from RefSeq and is a predicted model, not a curated record.
AGGGUUGUUGCGAAAACCGAGUAGAUCUGCAAAAAAAAACUUUUACUUAUGUCGUUUUAUUUGCCUAGCGGAUUGUGGUAUUUUAGGAUUAUUGUGCUCUAUUCUCAAUUAAAAAUCGGAUGCGCGAAUUGUAUUUGUUGGUAGCGGUGGUGCCGGUAGUUUUUACAUGGAGUGAUUCAAUUAGCUUAGUUCGCAUUGAAGUUUUUUGCCUGGAACUUUUCCAUUUAAUGAAAUGAACCCGGACAAGUUGUCUCUAUUUGCUGAAACCUCAGAAGUGGUCGAUAAGUUAUUGAUUAUACAAACGUGCAAGAGUUACACGCGACGGAUGGCAUCACUUUAGUGGGCAGCAUCUUCAACGGUGCGAAGGAGGAUGAUGUGAUGUCCACAGCCAAACGGCUGGUGCUAAGCUGGCGAGGCCGGAAGCAGUCGCACGACAGCUCGGCCGGGAGGCUCGUGGCUCACGGUGGAAGUGCACUAGGAUCUGUUGAUGGACACGAACUUGACGAAAUUGCGGUCGUCUCCAGCAACGCUGAUCCAUGUCACGUUAAAUAUGGAAGUGGACCUUUAUCUACCAUUAACGGACCCCGCCUUGUUCCAGGUAUUAUUACGUCGACUGGUGGCCGAAUGGUGGGCGAAAGACUUUGUAGCAGCGGCACUAGAUUGGACGUAAUAACUUCACCGGCACAAUCGGGAGUACAAGCCAGCGUUGGACCGAGAUCCAGCAACGAAAGUGUCCCUAGAGCGUUAAAGUCGGUCUCCAAACAAAGCCUUUUAGAUUUAGUGAGUUGCAAGUUAGGAAUGUCCAAGCCCCAAAAACCCCGAAAUUUUAAUGAGCAUUAUUUUUCACACGAUAGUAUAUCAAUUGCUUGCGCGAAUGCGGCCGCGAAUGUUAGUUCGGCAGCCAGUGAAUUAGACUUAUCGAGAAAGGCAAGACGAAAAGAUCUGCGUAGUAAGCUAAAGUUACCUUCGAGUGUUGCGUUAGCAAGCUACGCGGAGGCGCCGUUCUUGGGACGCUGGAGAACUUCCGGAUCUGCUGCCGGUAUUAAUCCAUCAUCUUCCAAUCAUUUAAAUUCAACGAGUAGCUGUAGCGGUACCGAAAGUAGAUUCGGAUUUCGAAGAGCUGAUUCGUACCAUCCCCGUUCCAGAGCGACCCCCAAGUGGACGUUCGUCUUUGAUCCUGCUGGCCGGCUGUGCUACUACUGGUCCAUGGUAGUAUCCUUAGCGUUCCUCUACAAUUUUUGGGUUAUAAUUUAUCGAUUUGCGUUUCAAGAGAUAAAUCGUGACACAAUCUUAGUGUGGUUCUGCCUAGAUUAUUUCUCCGAUUUCCUAUACCUAGCGGACAUCAUGUUUCACUUUCGUACAGGUUACCUAGAAGACGGAGUUCUGCAAACGGAUUCAACGAAACUUCGACAACACUACAUGAACUCCACAACAUUUUAUAUAGACUGUCUGUGCCUACUACCUCUAGAUUUCCUAUACCUUUCCAUAGGUUUCAAUUCAAUUUUGAGAUCGUUUCGUUUAGUGAAAAUUUAUAGAUUUUGGGCGUUUAUGGACCGUACCGAACGUCACACGAAUUAUCCCAAUCUUUUUCGAUCGACCAGCUUAAUCCACUACCUCCUAGUUAUAUUUCAUUGGAACGGCUGUUUGUUUCAUAUAAUACAUAAAAAUAAUGGGUUCGGGUCUAAAAACUGGGUGUAUAGUGAUUCGGAGAACGCGGAUGUGGUGAAACAGUAUUUGCAAAGUUAUUAUUGGUGUACAUUAGCCUUAACUACAAUUGGAGACCUUCCGAGACCAAGAAAUAAGGGAGAAUACUUAUUUGUCAUCUUACAGCUGUUGUUCGGGCUGAUGUUGUUUGCGACGGUGCUUGGUCAUGUGGCCAACAUUGUUACUUCCGUUUCAGCGGCCCGAAAGGAAUUCCAAGCGAAAUUGGAUGGUGUUAAAACAUACAUGAGGAUGAGAAGGGUUCCAAAUCAUUUACAAGUAAAAGUAAUAAAAUGGUUUGAUUAUUUAUGGUUAACUCAAAAGUGUUCAGACGAAGAACGAGCAGUCUCAUGUCUUCCAGAUAAAUUAAAGGCCGAAAUUGCCAUCAACGUUCAUUUAGAUACAUUAAAGCGAGUGGAAAUCUUUCAGAAUACGGAAGCUGGAUUCCUUUGCGAGCUCGUCUUGAGGCUACGACCUGUCCUUUUUUCUCCUGGAGAUUAUAUAUGUCGCAAAGGGGAAGUCGGGAAGGAGAUGUACAUAGUUAAUCGCGGUAGAUUGCAGGUUGUCGCGGACAAUGGAAGAACUGUCCUCGCUACUUUAAAGGCUGGCAGUUACUUUGGAGAAAUAUCCAUUUUGAACAUGGGCACGGCAGGUAAUGAUUUUGGAAACCGUCGAACGGCGAGCGUGCGAUCUGUAGGUUAUAGCGAUUUGUUCGUGUUGAGUAAAAAGGACAUGUGGGACGUGCUGAAAGAGUAUCCAGCGGCCAGGGUGCGUUUAGAGGCAAUUGCGGUUAAAAGAUUAGAAAAGUAUAAGAAGGCUCCAUUAGAAAAGGCGGCGAUGGGACGAAGCCAGUCGACGCCUGGUUUAAUAGAGUCUAGAGGAAAAAUAGCUUUAGAAGAUAUGUGGAUUCCACCGUGCCUAUCCGGUUUAACGCCUGCAUAUCCGCGAUCACUUCUGGGUUCACCGCCACGUGCCCCCGAUAGUCCGGGAUCUAGAGGUUCGAGAGGCUCCAGAGCAUCGACCAGCAGCGGUAGAAGUCAUCGGCAGACACCAGCGUCGCAUGCCCGUUCUGGUACGACCUUACACUGCGACAGCAUGACGCAAUUGGUAUCGGAAGCUGCAACGCCACUCCUUGGUUCCCACGAAGCAUUGGAAAGUGAAAUCAAAAGGCUACGGGAAAGACUGCACACCGUCGAAGCGGAAAAUACGGCAAUGAGCACAAAGCUAAACCAGCAGCAGUGGGAACUAGAAACCAGACUGGCCGAAAUCGAAAUGCAAAUUUGCGGUUCGCGUUCGACGAGCAGUUUAGAGGACAAUGAGCGUAAUCGCGAAAGUAUCAUUUAACAACUAAAUACGCUGCCUUACAACAUUUUAAAUGCACAUACGCACGCGUUUGUUCAGCACAUUGUGUAAUGGCGGCCACAAUCGAAUUUAAAAAACUUGCUAGUGAAUUUAAACAAUGCACUGUACUCACGCUGACUGCCAUUUUGUAUAACCUAGUAGAUACCCCUGAUCGAGUGAAAAUUAGUCGGGUAUGUUUGUGGUGCUUCAAAGGAUAAUAAUGAUAAAGUGUCAAACCCUUUUAAACAUUAUUGUUGUUUACGCAACAGUACCUCGAAAUGUUUUCAGAUAAAGAAAAAAAUCUUGCUGUGGGUCGCAACGUUCAGCAAGUUCGUGAACCAUUGACGAAGUACACGUACAGGGACCAAGACCACGAUACUCGAAGAACUAAGUAUCGGCAGCAACAGUUACAUAAACGCGCCAACGCUCCAUUCUUUCCCUCGAAGGGAUUUUGGAAAUAAUCGAGUGUUGCGCAUUUUCUAAAAGAAAUGAAAUAUUACUGCCAAAAGUCUUUAAUUCUAUCAUCCUUUUAGCUCUACUCAUAGUACUUUGAUAGAUAUUAACAAUAGAAUUUUUUAGACUUCUUGUAGAUAAUUUCACAAUAGGAGAGGAUACCUACCUUCAAAUUUGCUUAACAAGGAAAAAUCUGUUUAAAUAGAUUUAGAAAACGUUUAGCUAAAUGAAACCCAGUGAGACCAACCAUUUUUUAAAAAAGAAGAACGUUUUUACCAAGUAUUUGCUUCAAAUUUCAUGUUCCAUUUAAUUGUCAUACCGAAAAAUUGGAGAUCGGAUUGUGGUGAAAUUUUCGUAGAUGUUUUAAGCAAUAAUCAUUUCACUCUUCCAUUAUAUUGUUUAUAUCUACAUCGUCCGAUCUCUGGUAAUAGUAUACUCAAAUUUUCAACACUUGGAAUGGUCAAAAGAAAAAAUAAUUUUUCAAGAUUGCUUGAUGUGUUCACGAUGUAAACUUAAUAAAUUUCUCUAUUGCAAUUAAAGACGGUUUGUAAUUGAUCGUCCUCACUUACAAGGCGAUCUAAUUAAUGUAAGUAACUUUACAUGCCUUAUAAUUCAUAAUAUUGUAAUUAGUACUGUUCCAACGGUUUUUCUUAACAGAGAAGGUGAAGUUGAAAUGUGGAAGGCGACAUCUUCUCGCAAUUACCGUUUACUAAUCAUUUCAGAAUUUAAAACGAGAGGAUUAUAAUAUAUUGAAUGUCCACAUGUGAAAAUGAAAUGGAUCUUUUUACAGUUUAAAGAUAUGUUAUAGGUAUUUUGUUGCUAUAUUGUUAUAUAGGUAUAUAAUUGAUUAUAUAAUGCAAGGAUAGUGUUACAAUAAUUUAAACCAUUUCGGUGAAGAGGAAUAAGUUGUAACCUUACAUUUGUAAUAAUAAGUACCUCCCUAAAUUCCCGACUUAGCUUGUGACAUUCACUACCUACCCUACAUUUUGUA